Linum tenue is the source of this 2085-nucleotide messenger RNA. The record is from the annotation of a GenBank genome assembly. NCBI's taxonomy places the organism in Eukaryota, Viridiplantae, Streptophyta, Magnoliopsida, Malpighiales, Linaceae.
CCGCUCCUUUGUAUAUCCAAACUUGGGGUACAUUAUUCAGUCAGUUUAUGUACAUACUUUUUAAUUACGAUACAACUUUUGUACAUCUAAAAAACAUCCCGAUUCUAUGUGCAACUUCCAUUAAAAACUCGACAUUUUUCUUAUCUGAUUCCCCCGGCGCGGAGCGCGGGUUUCCCUCCUAGUAAUUCUAUAAAGAAGACAACUGAGCCUAAUAGGUGCUUACUCAACCAACAGACCACAAGAAAGUGGGUUGAAAUUUGAUAAUGACAAUUGACAACUGAAAAGAAUAACACCUUUAAAUCCACCACCACAUGAUGACAGUAGAAUAAUAUUUAGAAACAAAGUGUCAGGUCCUCUCACCCAUUAACACCGCUGCUUGCUCAGCCCCUUCUCCCACUAAGUAAAGCUUUCAGUGAAGAAGAGAAAACAGGUCACCGGAGAAGAAAGAUGACCUGGGGUUACUAUUUCCAAAGAGAUGUGCUGCCGUUUCUGGCCAUGGUCAGCUUAAACAUCAUCAGCGUUGGGAUCAGCACGCUCUUCAAAGCUGCAACCAUGGAGGGUAUGAGCAACAAUGUCUUCGUCGCCUAUGACUAUGCCAUCGCUUCUCUUAUUCUUAUCCCAGCUCCUUUCCUCUCCAAAAGAUCAAGUGUUCUUCCUCCUUUGAGCUCCUCAAUUAUGUGCAAAAUUGGUCUCCUCGGGCUCAUAGGGAGUUCAGCUCAGAUCAUAUUGUACACUGGAAUCAACUACAGCUCUCCAACUCUUGCAUCCGCCAUUGGCAAUCUCAGUCCAGCAUUUACUUUCUUGUUUGCCGUCAUUUGCAGGAUGGAAAGAGUUGUGAUCAGAAGAUCAUCCAGCCAGGCCAAAAUCCUAGGCACAAUAGUGGCAAUAGCAGGUGCAUUUGUGGUGACCUUCUAUAAGGGUGCCCCGAUUUUCCCGCUGGAACCCACGUCACCAAUCCAAUUGAAUUAUCAAUCAUCCCUUCUUCAGUCACCACCACCAACAGCACAAGAACAUUGGGUACUUGGUGGGAUGUGUCUCACCCUGAAGUAUAUACUUACCCCUUUGUGGUACAUUGUACUGACCCAGAUAAUGAAGGAAUACCCUGCAGAAUUCACAGUGAUCUUCUUCUACAACGUGAUUGUCUGCAUCAUAACAUCAGUUUUUGCUCUGAUCACUGAAGGAACAUCAUCAAGUGCCUGGAUAUUCAGCAGUAGCACAGCAAUAGCAUCGGUUUUCUGCUCGGGAGUGCUUGGAUCGUCAGUGAGCAAUGGUGUGGAGGCAUGGGUGUUGAAGCUCAAGGGGCCAGUAUUUGUGUCGUCGUUCAAACCAUUCGCGAUGAUUGUAGCUGUUGCCAUGGGAGUAACGCUUCUGGGUGAUAUUCUGCAUCUAGGAAGCCUGAUUGGAGCAAUAACCAUUGCAAUUGGGUUCUACAUGCUGAUGUGGGGAAAGAGCAAAGAGGAAGAUGAUGACACCAUCCCACAACAGAACAGUCACCAUGUUAGUAGUACCCUCGAACCUCACUCCAACGAGAAGGUACCUUUGCUGCAAAAGCUGAACCAGUAGCGAAUCACCAUUCAAGGUGAAGUGAAAAACGGCAGCAGAAGCUGCUAAUUUGGUCCGCAUCCAAGAGUAAAUGCAGGGUGGUAUUUAACAGCUUAGUAUGAUCUGUAAAUCUAGGCGCUGGGUGCUUGUUCCAUGAAAGCCAGUUUGUAAAGAAGUAAAGCCAAUAAUUGAAAUUUGGAAGGCCAUAAAGUGGAACUCUUUCCUCUGUUCCAGAAGGGUGGAGGGAGAGAAAGAAGUACUGACCUGCCUGAUAGAAGUGCGAAAUGCUUUGCCGUUGCCGGAAUAGUUCGUUUCGAACUGGAAGAAAGAAGGAAUGCUCGAGGCAGAGGGUAGAGCUAGAGCCUUGCCGGCUCCUGAUGCUGAAUGGGCCGGGUGGUGCAAAUCGUGGUCUGCAUUUUUGGGCUUUGAUAUGUUCCCUUUUGGACAUAGUUAUAUGGCCUGCUAGUUAGGCAUGAUCACUUAUGGGCUAUGGUCCAUUAUUAUUUUCUUUGGGUUAUGCAGUUUGUAGUUACCACUAUUAUG